Molecule: messenger RNA, 1657 nt
Organism: Scomber scombrus (Atlantic mackerel)
Lineage: Eukaryota; Metazoa; Chordata; Actinopteri; Scombriformes; Scombridae
Gene: wdr83
Product: WD repeat domain containing 83
Exons: 10
Coding region: 143-1099 (318 amino acids)
Biological process (GO): mRNA splicing, via spliceosome
Cellular component (GO): catalytic step 2 spliceosome
Molecular function (GO): protein binding
Source: RefSeq, a predicted model, not a curated record
CAAAAUGAAUGGAGACUUUAGCUAGAUUGUUAAAAAACAUGAGGUUAAAAUAGGUUAUUAAUUGAUUUAACUAAUUUUAUCAGGAAUAUCGACAUGGCUCAACCCUGAACUUGAACUUUUUGGGGGGUAAAAGUUGGGUGUCAUGUCGUUUCCUCUCCCCAAACCUGAGGCUCCUCAGCUUCCUCAGCAUCUGCUCAGGACCAUCGACUGUCAGCAAGGAGCUGUCAGGGCCGUCCGCUUCAAUGCUGAUGGUAACUACGUGCUGUCCUGCGGCAGUGACAAAUCUCUGAAGCUGUGGAGUGUGAGCCGAGGGACGCUGUUGAAGACGUACAGCGGACACGGAUACGAGGUUCUGGAUGCAGACGGUUCCUUUGACAACAGCCAGAUUUGCACCUGCAGCUCGGACAAGACGGUGAUCCUGUGGGACGUCGCCACAGGCCAGGUCACACGAAAGCUCAGAGGUCAUGCUGGGAAAGUGAACUGUGUCCAAUUCAAUGAGGAAGCAACUGUCAUUUUGUCUGGGUCCAUAGACGGGUCGGUGCGAUGCUGGGACACCAGGUCCCGUCGAUUUGAGCCCAUUCAGGUUCUGGAUGAGGCUUCAGACAGCGUCAGCAGCGUGAAGGUGAUGCAACACGAGCUGCUAACCGGGUCGGUGGACGGUAGAGUGAGGCGCUACGACCUGAGAAUGGGACAAUUACACGUGGACUUCAUCAGCAGUCCCAUCACCUGCGUGUGUUUCAGUCAGGACGGUCAGUGCACACUGAGCUCCAGUCUGGAUUCAACGGUCAGACUGCUGGACAAGAACACCGGAGAAAUGCUGGGAGAGUAUACAGGACACAAGAUGAAGGGCUAUAAGCUGGACUGCUGCCUGUCCAGUAAAGACACUCACAUCCUGAGCUGCUCAGAGGACGGACACGUCUACUGCUGGGACCUCGUGGAGGGGUCUUUGUCGUUGAAGCUGCCGGUGGGGAAAGCUGUGGUCCAGUCUCUUGCUUUCCACCCGACAGAGGUCUGCCUCCUUACAGCCAUGGAGGGGCGUGUCCAGGUGUGGGGGGCAGAGCCGGAGGAGACAGAGGAGGAGGAUGCCAUGGCUACGUAGAGAGGGUGAAAGUAGUAGACAUUCCAGUAACCCGGGUUAUAUACUGUCAUCCUAAAGAAACCCAAAUUAGGAUGGCUGAUACUACUGAUUUAAAAAAAAACAUAAUGUGGCAUCUUACUACCACAUUUAGUUCUUCUUCUCUGUCUGUAAACACUAGGUUACUGGUGUUAAAAUAAGUGCUGAAAGAAGGAAUAUAAGGCAAAGGCUGAUGUGCGCCACUCAAAUUAAAGAGAUCAUAAUUGGAGUAUAUGCAAAUUUAUAAAUGAUCAUUGUGGAAAAAGUGGUUUUAUUUCAGUCUGAGGUGAGCUACUUCUAGAUUGUGGCUUUCUAGGUAAAGUUAACUCCUCAGUCAGAUUCCCAGUUUGUAUUUAAAGCCGUUAAAUAUACAAAAACGUUACUGCUGUUGAGAUUUUGCUCCCAGAUGUUUCACAGAUUACCCAAUUUAGAUAUGACUUUAGCUCAUUACUGAGUCAUUUUGCUCCCACACUUUUGGAUUUAUUCAUUUUUGUAUGACAGACAAUUAUUUUUGUACAAAACCGAAUAAACGUCUUUUUUUGU